This is a messenger RNA of Fusarium vanettenii 77-13-4, 879 nucleotides long. RefSeq lists its product as uncharacterized. The transcript is spliced from 6 exons. The record is from RefSeq and is a predicted model, not a curated record. NCBI's taxonomy places the organism in Eukaryota, Fungi, Ascomycota, Sordariomycetes, Hypocreales, Nectriaceae. Bases 1 to 879 code for a protein of 292 amino acids.
AUGGAAGGGCUUGAGGCUGACAAUUUCAGUUGCUUCAACUAUUCUGGAGAUGUCUCCAAUGAUGCUUCAACUCCCACCAGGACCUACACACCUGAUGAUUUGACGGCGUUUGGAGAGACUAGCUGUGUCAUUGCAACAACCGGCGAUCUAGAGCCGUCUCAGGGACAGCCAUCUCUGUCCACGCCUGCAACUACUUGGAAUUACCAAUCCUCAGCCCAACCCUCUGGACAAGCUUUAUUACCUCUGCUCCCACAACCAAACUUCGAUUGGUCUACGACUUACAGCAUGGACGAAGCGGCUCGGGCAAACGAACAACCCCAUGCAGGAUCGUUCAUCCCUAUUGACGGGGCACCGGAACCACUCGAACGUAUUGGUCAAACCGGCCAUGGGACAUUACCUCCCAAUCCAUCAGCGGUGGAGAGACACGAAGACAACCAGAAUCUCCAGCAAAGAUGCCCGCACUCAUCCUGCACCAACAAGCGCUUCCGCGACAAAGGCAACCUAGACCGUCAUAUGCGCGAGGUCCACAGCUCCCAAACCUUCUUUUGCCCAGUCGUGUCUUGCCAACGCAACAAGAGAGGGUUCAAUAGAAGGUACAAUCUGCUAGAUCACCAAAAGAGACGACACAGACAGAACAUCCCGGGUAUAUCGGAGGGACGGUUAAAUGGAGACCAAAUCUUUCAAGAGAAAGAUGAUGCUUCGGAGUCAACUCUGGACGGUUCAGCCAAGUCACGUAGAGCCCGCCAGAAUGAAGGCACAACGAAUGAAGAAGGCUUGCGGGUGAAACUAGAAUCGCUUCGAGCGACGAGAGCGGAGCUUGAUGAGGAUAUUGAAGCGCUGGAGAAGGCAUUGAGUAUUAUCGGCAAUGAUUAUUCAUAA